Molecule: messenger RNA, 1458 nt
Organism: Triticum turgidum subsp. durum (durum wheat)
Lineage: Eukaryota; Viridiplantae; Streptophyta; Magnoliopsida; Poales; Poaceae
Source: the annotation of a GenBank genome assembly
AUGGCGGCCGGCUACCGCUUCGCACUCGGCCCGGACGUCGGCCUGGGCGCCCACCCCACCGGCCUGGAGGUCAACAUGAACGGCUUCAUGUACAAUAGGACAGCAAACGGCACUGGCAUUGGUUGGGGACAGGGCCUGGUGCACCCUGCUCAUGCUCACCCCGAGCCCUUCAUGCUUCCUGGGCAGGCUGCCCCAGAACAACACAACUGGGGGUUUGUUGGGACUGGUCCGAUUGCCCUUGACCCCCGUGGUGGAGCAGGCCGUUCACCCAAAUUGCACUGCGAGUACGGCGUGCCUGUGCACACCGGCAAUCGCUACAUGAAAGGCGGCAUGAAUAAUCAGAUGGAGGCGUUUCGCCGCGAGGACGGUCAGAAUUUCGAUGGCAAGAAGAACAUGCCUGUUCUCUACCGUGCCAAGGACAGGAGGUUUCAGCAGCAUGCCAACAACAACAGGGCACUGGAGCUGGAGAGUCCUAGGAUGCUGAGGUAUGAGAACAUGGUUGGAGUUAAGGGGUACAUCUACUUCAUGGCCAAGGACCAGAAUGGCUGCCGCUUCUUGCAGCAGAAGUUUGAGGAAGGGAAGCAACACGUGGAUGUGAUUUUCGAAGGAAUCAUUGACCACAUGGCAGAGCUUAUGAUCAACUCGUUUGCCAACUAUCUCAUUCAGAAGCUUCUGGAUGUGUGUGAUGAGGAUCAAAGGCUGAGGAUCAUCGCCGUGCUGACGGAGGACCCUGUGAAGCUGCUGAGAAUCUCUGUGAAUUCACAUGGGACAAGGGUAGUUCAGAAAUUGAUAGAGACUGUUAAGGUCAGGAAGCAGAUAGUGCUCAUUAUUUCGGCCCUACAACCAGGCUUCAUGCAUCUUGUCAAUGAUCUCAAUGGUAAUCAUGUCAUACAGAAGUGCUUGUCAAACUUUGGUGCAGAGGAGAACAAGUUCAUAUUUGAGGCUGCUGCAACUCACUGUUUUGAAAUGGCAAUACAUCGCCAUGGCUGCUGUGUUUUACAAAAGUGCAUAACUAGUGCACGUGGUGAAUAUCAGGCGAAGCUAAUUGUGGAAGUGUGUGCUCAUGCCUUUCAGCUCGCUCAAGAUCCAUUUGGCAAUUAUGUGGUACAGUAUGUCCUGGACCAGAAAAUUCCUUCUGCAAAUGCACACCUGGCAUCUCAGUUUGAAGGAAGUUAUGUUUAUCUCUCAAAGCAAAAAGUGAGCAGCAAUGUGGUGGAGAAAUGCCUGAAGGUCUUCUCAGAUGAAGACAAAGCUGCCAUAGUGUUUGACUUGAUUUCAGUGCCUCACUUUGAACAACUGCUGCAAGACCCUUUUGCGAACUACGUCAUUCAUACUGCCCUUGUUAACAGCAGGGGCCAUCUCCAUAAUGCCCUGGUUGAAGCAAUCCGCCCUCAUGAAGAAGCCCUUCGGACCAGUCCCUGUUGUAAGAGAAUCUCUAGAGCCAUCUCUAGGAGGUGA